UUGGCCUUUGUCUCUUUUUUUUCCUCAAAUUAGUAAACCUCUCUUUGUGGAAGUGUAGUUGGUUACAAGCUCUAACUUAGUGUUUUAGGGAACUAAGAUGUGAUAUUUAAGUCUCGUCUUGCUCAUUUGUGUUUGCGUCAGAGUUUGAGAACCUCAGCUUUAGCCUGACGCUUCAUGAGGUUUGACUUCCUGUAUUUUUGCAGCGAGUAGGUUUUGAGACAGCAUUGUGAGCGUGUGAGGGGGCCUAACAUUCCAUUGAACUCCAGAUCAACACCCAUUCAACAGUAGAAACGGAUGAUGGCAAUGGUGACUAACGGAUUUGGGUGUUUACCAGUUCUUGUUUUCCUGCUGACUUUGAGCAGUUCAGUCAAGUCAAGACCUCUUAGGAUAAAAAGGGAAAUUAGUCACAAUGUGACAUCGAUAAACACCAAAGACACACAGAGUACAGCAACCGUAGCUGAAGUUGAGAAUGCAAGAAGCACCACUGUGGAAACUUUGAUUGCUUCGAGUACGUUACAGACAGUUGAGGUGAAAACUUUAAAACCUGAUUUAAAGGUCUCAGCAUCUACAGAUUACCUUCAUACCCCAGAUUUUAACCACACCCAACAAAACUACUCUGCAGGAACCGAGAACCUGACAGUUCACCGGCCAACAGAUAAUGAGAGUACUUUUCACACCCAACUUCCCAAAAUAAAUAUUAGUACUGGACACAUUUCACAUGCAGGAAGUUCUUCCCCCACAUUUAAGGUAACGGAGAAGCACAUGACAGCAGCGACAAGAAGAAUGUCCACAGAUGCAAAAGGACAUACUACUGAAGUUACCUCAACAGCCACCAAAAAAUCAACCACAGCAAUGUCCCACUCAUGUUCCACUGCCUCUUCUCAAGGGGACGGACUUGUGAGCCGUUGCCUCAUCGCAAUCGCCUCGAUGGCAGCAUUGACAACCAUCUUUAUCAUUAGCACCAUCUGCUUGGCUACGAAACUCUCGGGAUACAGAUACAGGCACAAGGCGCAGCUUCUCCAGGAGACUGAGAUGGUCUGCAUAUCUGCCCUGAUGAAUGAUACCGAUCACCCUGUUCCAAAGCCAAGACGACAUCCCAAAAGUAAUGGAGCAUUGAUCCCGAAUACUGAGGAUGGAGAUCCUGAUGGAGAUAAUCUCACUCUAAACAGUUUUCUACCUGAUACCGAAGGCCCUCUUUAGAAGUUGAAAUCUUUCUGUAUGCACUGGGAACCAGCGCUUUAUUGAUGAUCACAGAGUUUUUUACUCUCAAACAUGAAGUCAGUGCUCAGGUUUGACACAAACCCAGCUCUUGAAUGGUUUGCACUGUCAAAAAAAAUCCACAGUAUAUCUGGUGCAGGUUUAUCAGUUUUCUAGGGAGUUUCAGUAAUCUGAAAUAAAUUCAGUAAUCUGAUGCCUGGCUUUGAAGUGCCAUUUUAUGCUUUGUUGUACAAUAAUGAACAUUCCACGUCUUUUAUUUAAUCAGUGGAACAUUUAUAUUGUAAUUGUUGUUUUUUUGCAUGUGUGAAGAUGUUGUAAUGUUAUAUUUAAUCAAUGUUGAGACAUUAGUUAGGCUUGGCAGAAUAUGGUCUAUUCCUGUCUGUGGUUCAGUUAGCGCUAUAUCGUUUACAGAGUGAUGUUGGAGAUUAUCACAGUCUGAAUAUAACAUGUUAUCAUUGCAAAUGUACAUAAAAUAGAUGCUUCCCACAUUUGCCCAGAAAGAAUUGAGCUUUUGCACAGAAAUUACAUACUUUCCAUUGUGUGAAUUAAAAAAAAAAGCAC
Sinocyclocheilus grahami is the source of this 1779-nucleotide messenger RNA. RefSeq names its product P-selectin glycoprotein ligand 1-like. NCBI's taxonomy places the organism in Eukaryota, Metazoa, Chordata, Actinopteri, Cypriniformes, Cyprinidae. The coding region runs from base 295 to 1200 and encodes 301 amino acids. The record is from RefSeq and is a predicted model, not a curated record. Gene Ontology annotation, biological process: leukocyte tethering or rolling. The transcript is spliced from 2 exons. Gene Ontology annotation, cellular component: plasma membrane.